AUGAGCGCGACUGCCGGGGGCUUGCCCCGACAGGCGGGCGUCUGCACCGGAGAGCGUAAGAGCGCGAGCAAACUUAUGAUGUGCGCGACGGCCGUGGCCGAGCCGCCUGACGACCAGGUCGUGGAUCUGCUGGAGGCGCUGCCAGACGGUGAACGGCAGUGCUACACGGACGAGCGGGGCGUCCUCGACAACAGCGGCAAGUCGGGGGCCAUUUUCGAGGAGCUGGAGGAGCGUUUCGCGUUCGUGGGGGGCUCGACGUCGGAGUGCGCCCGCUACCUGAUGCGGGGCGACCUGCCGAAGGAUACGUGGACGCUCGAGACCCCCCGCCGCGGGGGCCACGGGAUGCACGGCGGGGCGGCGAUGGCCUCCAUGCGCGCCCCGACGGACGAGUGGGGCGCGGCGUCCUUCGACGAGGACACUGCCUUCACCCGCCCCCGGGCGCCCGCCUGGAUGGCCAAGUGGCAGGCGUGCCCGCCGCUGCGAGCCUGCUGGGUGUGGGGGGAGCUGGGCCAGCGGAUCCGCGACCUGGUGGCGCCUGCAGGCUGGGUGGCACCGCGCUACCACCGGCUGGCCAUGGGGGACUCGCACUCCGUGCAUCUGCUGAGGACGGUGAAUGCGGCGAUCAUCGGCAGGGCGCUGCUGGGCGUGGGGGCGCGCUUGGCGGCGCCCAAGGGUGCCGCGGCACCCGCCGACGCCGCUGCUGACGGCGCGCCGCGCGCCUCGCCGCCCGAGGGCGGGGGGCUGGAGGGCGUGGCGAGAGCGGGGGGGGCGCCGGAGCGCGGGCAGCGGCGCCGCUACGACGACGACUGGAUCAUGCAGCAGUCAAGCUGCCGCGCGGAGCCGCCGAGCCUGGGCGGCUACAGCGUGGCCGACUGGAUCGAGGCUGUGAAG
Molecule: messenger RNA, 891 nt
Organism: Prorocentrum cordatum
Lineage: Eukaryota; Dinophyceae; Prorocentrales; Prorocentraceae
Source: the annotation of a GenBank genome assembly